Molecule: messenger RNA, 492 nt
Organism: Eimeria acervulina
Lineage: Eukaryota; Apicomplexa; Conoidasida; Eucoccidiorida; Eimeriidae
Exons: 3
Coding region: 1-492 (163 amino acids)
Cellular component (GO): cytoplasm; Cul4-RING E3 ubiquitin ligase complex
Molecular function (GO): protein binding
Source: RefSeq, a predicted model, not a curated record
AUGAGUGAGAGGCAUAAUAGGUCUGGGAACGCCUUCUCGCUUCACACGCGUAGGAAACGGCGCCCCUAUGAGGGUCGCGCUGCAAAGGGGGCCCUCUCCCCACUGGCUGCUCUACGAUUUACAAGCAAUGAAGUCUUAGAAGGCCACAGCGGCUGCGUUAACCGUCUUUGUUGGAGUGAAACAGGCCAACUGCUAGCGAGCACAGGUGAUGAUCAGUUGGUGUUGCUAUGGGAUCUGCAGCAUACAGGGGAGGGGCCCCCUGGGGGCCCCUUAGGGCUUCCCCAGGGGGGCCCCCCUGGGGGCCCCCUGGGACCCCUGGGGCCCUUCCGGGAUACUCUGGAGGGGCCCCUGGGGGGCCCCCUGGGGGGCCCCCUUAGGGGCCCCAUGGGGCCCCUAGGAUCCCUACAAGGCAAUCUGGAGGGGCCCUCACAACGCAGUGAAGACCGAAUUAUUCAUCCUGUGCAUCUCAUAGCCACAGGUAUAUCUUUUUGA